Molecule: messenger RNA, 1492 nt
Organism: Lingula anatina
Lineage: Eukaryota; Metazoa; Brachiopoda; Lingulata; Lingulida; Lingulidae
Source: RefSeq, a predicted model, not a curated record
UCACGCCGCAGUACAUUUAGAUCGGUCUUGAUAGGUAAGCUUCAAUAACCACCAUGGACAGAGAGUCAACGUCUAAUCACACUGGAAGUCGUACAAGUAAGACGAUUUUAGAUGAUAUUAGCGACUCCAGUGACUAUGUCGUCGUCUUCAAAGGAGACACUGGCAAAAGACUUGUACAGCUUAUGGAGGAAAACAACAGACAACAGCAGUCCAUCAUAAACCUGCUCAAAGCCCUGGUGGAGAGGGGAACGUCCGAUCAGUCUGAUCCCCCCAGCCCCUAUUCUGGGAAGAGAAAGAGGGGCAGCUCGGAGAGUCUUAGCGUCGACAAGGAGUGCAGAACGGCUUUGAGAGACACCUAUCGGACAAUAAUUAGGCACAGCUCUGUCGGCUGGAAUUUUGAGCAAAGCUUUACUGCUCCACCCAACCUGGCCGUCACUGAGGCCGUAGUUACAGAAAUAAGGAGGAAAUAUUCACAAGAUGGAACGCCCAAGUGGUCUGAACCCAUGAUAAAUGCGGCGUGUCGUGUUUACUACCGUUCACUGAGAGACGACUUUAAGAGAAGCAAUGAAGGAACAAAAGACAGACACAGGGAGCGGAUUAGGAGGAACGAAAGGCUGAAAAGGAAAUUAUCCAGAAGACAAACUGCCCUCAAGGACAUAGAUUGGAGCGAGGAAGAGAAAAAGAAAGUGGAAGAAAUACUUGUGAAAGACUUUAUGUCCAGCGAUGAAGAGGAGGACGGUGGCAGCUAUGUUAAAUCUCUGGAAUGGGAAUCGGAAACCUUAAGGCAUUACAAAAUGGAACUGGAUCAUUUUUACGUUGAAAAACAAAAUGCGAGAACGGUUAAUGCCAUGAUUUUACCGGAAAGAAACGGGGGCUAUUUUUCUUUGCGGAAAAAGCCAGAAAAUUGUCCCUCGUGGGCAAGUCUUUCUUUCACGUAAUCAGCAAGAGAAAGUUGAAGAGGAAACUGCGUCCAUUUUAGCUUCUCAUGGUUGUCAUAUAUUCUACGUCUAUAAAUUCUCACUUUCUGACACAUUUGUAAUUUUGUUUAACUAUCUUUUUAUGGUGAAUGUGCGACAUCUGCAGGUCGAGUUAUAACGUACUAUGAGCAAGAUCGUAAAAUUUAUUUGUACCAACUUCAAAAAAUGAAACAAAAGCCGUUUCCAAAAUUUUAUUGAAAAUGUUCAACCAGUACUUUCUUAUGUCUUUAUAAUUUUACAUAAAUAAAGUUAUUUAUAUCUAUUACUGGACUUACAAUUUAGUCUAAAUGACGACGUUGUGUCUACCUCUUGGAUAUUUCAGCCAUCUACUGAGAGAACAGGUGAAACUAUUCUCAGUUCUUGUUACAAGUACAACCUACAAAGACCAAGGAAUUAAUAUAAUUCCUAGCAUAGACUGCAAAAUAUCUUUGCAAUUUUACUUUUACAAUUAAAAUUUGUGUAAGUACACAACAGUCACAGAAAAAUCCUGCAGUACACGUGUUAAUUCACAACAA